AUGGCGUGGGCAUAUGUCAUCUUCAGCGGCCCGUCGUGGCUGAGGGCUGUCCCGCUGCUGGACGAGCUGGAUUUGGGGAUACACCCAGAUGACACAUAUUCUUUGGCUGGCGCUGACACUGAGCUGCACUGCUCUCCACACACAGCACCUGAGGCUGUGCCAGUGCCAAAGCGCUACAGCGACUAUCUGGAGCUGCAGACGGAGAACUGCAUUCUCCUGAUCCAUUUGUUCAUCUACACUGAUCUACAGUAA
Messenger RNA from Knipowitschia caucasica, 252 nucleotides. Lineage: Eukaryota; Metazoa; Chordata; Actinopteri; Gobiiformes; Gobiidae. The record is from the annotation of a GenBank genome assembly.